GAAAAUGAAUGUAAAAAUGACUAUUCAAUUUUAAGUUUACAAAAAGCUUGUCAUGGAGAUCAUGGAACAGAGGCAAUUGACAAAGGUGACAGAGAGCCACAGAACAGAAGAUCAGAACACGAAACACUGCACACAAAUGUCACACGCUGUGUAGGGUUGUGUUCACCGCGUUGUGCGAACACUGACGAAAACCGAGAUGUGAUUGUGAUAGGUGACAAAUUAAACGAGCGACCACAACUACCCUACAAAUGGUUUCCCAUGAGAUAGGAACCCGGAAAGUAAACCUCCUCUCGCCUUCUCCAAACUAAAAGUGCCAAAUUGGUUUGCAUUUGCAUUAAGCGAGAUACACCAAGGAUAUUGGCGAACACAGCUCUAUAAAUUUUCAUCCACAGAACAAAGCUUAGCAGUCAUUUUUGAAGGUCGUUGGUUGCUAACCUAUAUUACAUGACACAUAAACAAAAAGAGAAAAACUUUAGAAGCCGAAAGCCGACUAUCCAAUACAAAAAGGUUGUUCAAAACUUCCAGGAAAUUAAUAGGCGUCCACGAUGAGUUCUGAAGAAAAGAUUCUCGUGUCAUCGAUAAACGGCAGUGAAAAAUCAAUAUCACUGGAUAUUGAAAUCCAAAAGGAAAUUGAACAGCUAGAAUGGAAAGACCACUUCCUUCCUAACGUGAAAGAAGUUUUCAAAAUUGAAAGACUGACUACAGGAGAACCGCUGAGGAUAAUUGCUUCGAAUGAAGCUAUUUCACUAAUAAACAGAUGGAUCAAGUUUCUCAUGGAAAAAACUGGGAGUGAAUCACGUACAGAUGAGACUUUGAAUACAUUACUAGAAUUACUUAGAUGCUUGAGGAACUGUACAUCAAAUUUGCAAACUCAGGAUUAUAUCAAUGAGAAGACAAAUAUCUUGGAUCAUACAGUUAAGCUUUUUGAAAUAGUUUUCAAAGUAAACAAGGAUCAUUUACUCUUGAAAGUAAUUCUCCAGUUUUUGAAUAAUUUUAUUUCAUCAAAUGAAAAAACAUCAAGAACUGUAUAUAAUUUAUUUUUUAAUCUUGCAAAAAGUUGUCUCAAGGAAAAUAUCAACAUAUAUGAAACAUCUGCAUUAAUUUAUAACAUAUCUUUAUUUAUACCCAUCCAAGAUUUAGAUAUAUUUCAUAGUAUAUUAUCAAUAUUCAAAAAUGAGAAUUAUGAUGAAAUGGAUCAUUAUGAAUUUUUGCAUUUUUUCUUGGAGAAAAGUAUUGGAACCAAGGAGUUUUGGACUAUCUACACAGAUUUUCCUUUGAAUGAUAAAACAACAAUGCUGGAUUAUUUCAAACACUUACUGAUACAAAAAAGAAAUUUGACUAUUCAUGAUGAAGGCUUACGAACAUUGGUUAAUACAAUAUUAACCUCAUCUGAUAUUAUUUUCCAAACAAGAGAAUGUUCAGAGAGUGAUCAAGAAUUGAUAAAUGAAAUAUCCCUCACAUUAGAGAUUUUAUCUUCUCUAUCAAGUGAUGAAAAUUACUUGAAGAAGCUACAGACAAAUAAGGACCUAUUCAUAAAUGCAGGAGUACUAUUAAUUAAUGUGCACAGGUUAGGGAAGGAACCAAAUAGUUGCUUCACACCCCUACAAAAGCUCUCAGAACUGGGCAAACCUACUGAAGGGUUGAAAAAUCAUCCAGCAUUUGGAUUCAAGGCAGAUCUUAUAAGACUUAUUGGAAAUAUGUGUUGGAAGAAUCCUGAAAUGCAGAACUUGGUAAGGCUUCAUUACCUAUUUGGGCAUUACAUUUAAAUGCUCAUUUACGUGGAUGGGUAUUGUGAGUAUCAAAAACCCAGAGGUUUUUAAGGCGUUCCACAAAUAUUUUUUAUUUGCGUUUUAUAUUUUAGGUUGAUAUGGUAAAAUGAAAGGUUAAAAACAAGAAUCGGGUAUUUGAAUUCAUCAUUGUUACUAUUUAAUAUGGGUUCAAUUUCUCGGAAAUUAAUUUUAUUAUUUUUAGGCACGUACAGCGGAACUAAUACCAGUUAUUUUAGAUUCUUGUAAUAUAGAUGCUAGAAAUCCGUUUAUCAUACAAUGGGCAAUCCUAGCGAUAAGGAAUCUUCUAGAAAAUAAUAUAGAAAACCAGAAGAUUGUGGCUGACUUACACCAGACGGGGGUUGUACCAGUUGAAGUACUUAAUCAACUAGGAUUGACUCUCCACAGCGAGGGGGAGAAUGAAAUAAGAGUUGUACCACUUGACGAUUUGAGGAAACGUGCGCAAUAAAUAUUUUCAUAUGCUUGA
This is a messenger RNA of Acanthoscelides obtectus, 2253 nucleotides long. The record is from the annotation of a GenBank genome assembly. Lineage: Eukaryota; Metazoa; Arthropoda; Insecta; Coleoptera; Chrysomelidae.